AUGGGUCGGAAAACUAAGCAAAAGUCAUGCUUCGCGUGCGUCGAGACUAAGCGUCGCUGCGACAAGCGAUAUCCAUCAUGCUCACGGUGCCUCGAUCGGGAGUCGGUCUGCACUUAUCCUUCUUUGCCGAGACGACAACCUCUUGACUUGAUUGAGGCUGAAGCUGCGCCAGACGUGGGCUUCGGAGAUAUGUGGACCUCUGCGGCUGACACGAGUAAUCUGGCUUUAGUUGGAGAAAUGUCUGAGCAAUGGCUCCUGGAUCCCAUCUUCAGCACCAAUCUGAAUUGUCUCUCGAUACCGUCAUGGACGCCCCCUCUAUCAGAUCCAUCUUCCCUACCAGGUUCAUCCUCAGGCGGCACUGCUGACUCUGGUCAGUUGACGCAGAAAUCCCGGGAUUUGAGCUGGUUUCUUGGACCUCAGUCAUGGACUAUAGGAUAUCACUACAACGCCCCAGACGUAAUUCAUCCAGCUUCCGUCUUCACUAAUUUCAUCCGAGGCUUACAAAAUUGGUUAUCGCGCUUUGUUAAGACGGGGCACAACCCUUUCAUCCACCGACACCUCUAUUCCGACUCCGGAUAUCCGCAGUGUAUUCAAGAUGCAUACUCGGCGUGCGUCAUCUCCAGCUCUGCAAGUAGCGAGAAUGAAACCAUCGUCAAUGCAAUCUCUGCCACACACAUUACAAAUCUACUGAAUGAUCAGCCCACCGGGGGUACCAGUAUCAUCUCCACCCGGGACCAUCUGGCCCGCACUCAAGCUCUUCUCAUUCACAUCCUCCUCGCACUGUUCUCUUCCUCCAUUGAACGUCGGGCAAGAGCUGAGAACCUCAUCAGCCUUCUACACGCGUGGAAAAAUCAGCUAUGGGAGUCUGCAACACAUGAUAGCACACUUGCCUCACCCUUGCCAAUCUUAGCAACUCCUAGCGGAACAGCAGUCGGGGAACUGGACCCUAUCCCCGGCCUAUAUCGCUCGUUCAUUCUGUCCGAAUCCAUUCGCCGCACUGGUCUGCUGUGUAACAUCGCCACUGGUGUAUAUGGGGGAUUGAAAGGGAGCAACAUACAGUCAUGCGGGGGCGACAUCCAAAUCACCACACAAGCCAAGUUUUGGGAGGCAUCUUCGUCUGCACGGUGGGAGGCUGUUGCCCGACAGACUGAUCCGUUGUUUAUCUAUUCGUUAAAAGGUCAAAUGCUACUAGAACAGGGCGUUGUUGCUGCGGAGGUUGACGACUUUGCACGACAUUUGUUCACUAUUAUGUGGGGAUUGGAAAAGGUUGAGACUUGGGUCGUGAGGACGGGAGAUGAGGUUUCCGUUGUGUACUAG
Fusarium subglutinans is the source of this 1317-nucleotide messenger RNA. RefSeq names its product RNA polymerase II mediator complex component. The record is from RefSeq and is a predicted model, not a curated record. Bases 1 to 1317 code for a protein of 438 amino acids. The transcript has a single exon. Gene Ontology annotation, molecular function: zinc ion binding; DNA-binding transcription factor activity, RNA polymerase II-specific. Gene Ontology annotation, biological process: regulation of DNA-templated transcription. Lineage: Eukaryota; Fungi; Ascomycota; Sordariomycetes; Hypocreales; Nectriaceae.